UCAGUCAGUCUCAGUUGACCAGUGCAUCGGUUCGGGUGUGUAUUCCGCAAUUUUAUCGUUUCGUUCCGGUCGCUUGACCUCCCCUCUUUCCCAGCAAACCCUUCCGGUUUUUUAAUAGUAGAGUGCACCGUCCAAAACUCGACAGAAAAAAGAAGAGUCUGAAAUUCACCACACCAUACCACCAGCCUCUCAACCAGCACCCGUAGUUCCUAGUUGAAUCGUCAAGAUGUCGCAUGCGGUCGUCAUAACACGGACUACAACCACCACCACCAGUACCUCGCAUGUUGUUCUCAACACCGGCUAUCUGAAGACAACGCCCGGUCUGCUCAAACUAGCUCAGUUGAUCAUCGGUGCCGUCAACGUUGGAAUUGUAGCAUGGCAUCUGCGUCGCUACCAUUCCGUCUAUGCCAGCGGUAAUCCGGAGCUGUUCUUCCUGCUGAUGGCGGUUGCCUUCCUGAUCGGAACCUUCUGUCUGUUGGCAUCGUGUCUCGUUUCGCUGAGUACCGGCGGAAUCAUUUCCAAAACCAUCUACGAACUGGUCUAUCAUACGAUUGCCUUCUUGUUGUACCUCAUUGCAUCGAUCAUACUGCUGGUGGACGUCACCAACGGACGAUACUACUCGACUCUCAAGGAUGCCUACAUGAUUGCUUCUAUACUGGGCAUCAUCGUUUCGGCACUCUACCUAUUCAGCGCUUUGUUAGCCCAGCGAUCUUACCGAGGAAUCUAACCGAUUAAAGUCACAAAAUUUACACCUAAUUUAUAAUAUUGUGCAACUAAAAAAAAAAACUCAUAAAAAUACCACAUAAACAACAAUAUUGAACCAUACAAUCACAAACUACGUAUAAGUGUCGUCAGUUGCCUGAACCAUGUGUGCUUAGAAAUUUUGAAUGCUUUUAUGAAAUGUCUUUUGAUACAGUUUACUACAUUUUUGUUUGUCUUCAAAUUUUAUACAAGUUAUGUUUUGCAUUAGUAGAUAUAAGUGUACUGCCAAGGAGGAAGAUCUAUUACAAACUUAUUAACUUAUUGUUUCUCUCAAAAUUAAGCCUUCCCGAUUUUACUUUAAAAUAUAUGUGAAAACAGGGCCAAGAUCUA
Molecule: messenger RNA, 1092 nt
Organism: Ochlerotatus camptorhynchus
Lineage: Eukaryota; Metazoa; Arthropoda; Insecta; Diptera; Culicidae
Exons: 4
Coding region: 227-727 (166 amino acids)
Cellular component (GO): membrane
Source: RefSeq, a predicted model, not a curated record